This is a messenger RNA of Fusarium musae, 441 nucleotides long. RefSeq lists its product as uncharacterized. The transcript has 2 exons. The record is from RefSeq and is a predicted model, not a curated record. Lineage: Eukaryota; Fungi; Ascomycota; Sordariomycetes; Hypocreales; Nectriaceae. Bases 1 to 441 code for a protein of 146 amino acids.
AUGUCAGGCUCACUGAUGCCGAGACCUUCGUCCUUCAGCAUCGACAAUCUACUCACCCAGGCGAACUCGGCGAGACUUAUUCAUGACCCAGCGCAGAGCGAUGAUUGGGCGUGGAAGGCAUGGGCUCGAACAGAAAGCUUUAAGAGAACCACUUAUUUGCACCUCCGUGGUGCAGCUGGAAAUGUCGACAUCGAUCGAUCUGUACCGGUCCUCAUCAGCAAAGUCAUGGAGAAGCUGCCGCAACGCUGGAACAAGUGCAACCACAGAGCCUGUCAUAAUACGAAUGCACGCUCCGUCUAUCACAUUGACACCGCUCCAAGAGACGUCGCCGAUUGGAAUGACUGGCUUGCUGUCUGCUAUCUGGGCACGCAUUCUUCAACACCAGUACCAAACGAGAGGAGCAAGGGAUAUCAGUGGAGACCAGCCUACCGCAAGUGCUGA